GCUGUAUUAAAUUUUUUUAUUUUUUUAUUGAUAAAACAAUAAAUAAACAGUUUAAAAAAAAAACUCACUAGGGGCGGCGCUGAAGUGGGGUUGCACAUGCGUGGUAUGCGCUGCAAAGCCGGCAGAUGGAUAGGCAAGAUGGUCAGGUGUUGCCUCAGUGCUGUAGAGGAAUAAUGACGGCCAUAUUGUGAGCUGGCAAACUAGCCAGAACAAUUUUCUCUCUUGUUGUUUUCUUGACCCUUAGUUCAAUAUCCCCAUCUCAAAAGAAAAAGGACAAACCUGGAUGGUACCCCCACAUCCAAGAACCCCAAUAAAAGGGACACGGUCUCUCUCAGAAGCAUGCCGGUCCUACUGCUCUCACCCCACUCUGGUAUAGUCACCAGGCCAUACACAAGAAGAGAUUGGUCCUAUGAUUGUCCCCGAUGUGGUGAAUUCCAGUCAACCAUGUUAUCUGAGGCCCUCACAGUCUUUAAUCUGAAUGACAAGCAGUUGACUGAGAUACCAGAAGACAUCCUCACCUCUCCAGACAUAAAGUAUUUACAGCUCAACCACAACGCAAUCAAGGAGCUGCCACGAGAUCUACAAUGUCUCCACAAAUUAGAGAUAUUGUCCAUGGAAGGAAACAUGCUGAAGUGUCUACCUCCAGAAAUAGGUCAUCUAUCCCAACUCCAAGCCUUAAACCUCAGCCAUAACCUUAUAACACUUCUACCGGAUGACAUCUCUUGCUUCCAACAUAUCAGACAGCUCUUUGUCUCCCAUAAUCACCUCACACAAUUACCUUCAUGUAUAGGAAACCUGACAACGUUACAGAUCCUGGGGUUGAGCGGAAACCACCUGAAGUCAUUGCCAGAGUCAAUGGCCAACCUCAAGAAACUUCAUGUGCUUAACCUAGACCAUAAUCAGAUGUCUAUCCUACCCAAAUGCAUCUUCAGGCUCCCACAAUUAGUUAAGCUCUGCCUUUGUGGUAACCAGAUCAAAAAUUUGCCAAAAGAAAUUGGAAGCCUGAAGAACCUGCGCGAACUCUCUCUAAGUAACAAUCAGAUCGCGUUCUUGCCAAUACAGCUGUAUAACUUGACCAACCUAGAAGAACUGAUGAUUGAUGACAACCGACUAACUGGACUAUCAGACAAGAUUGAGCGGCUGCAACAACUCAAAGUCCUUUCCAUUGCCAAUAACUUACUUCAGACUGUCAACGAUAAACUGUGUGGCUGUCAAUGUAUGCAGACUUUAAUCCUGACUGGCAAUCAGUUGUGUUCUCUUCCUGAAAAGAUCCACAAGCUAACCAACUUGACAGAGCUUUACAUUGACAGAAACGUGUUGGAGGUCCUACCUGAGCAACUGGCGCACUUGAAGAAUCUAUCUGUGAUGGCUUGUGGAGACAAUCACCUGCUUCAUCUCCCAAUUGAACUGAACAAUUGUUCUCAGAUAACCAAAUUAGACUUAAGUAGUAACCGGCUGGCAGAAUUCCCCGAAGCUUUGUCCUCCAUGUUUGCUCUGCUACAUUUGAACCUCAACCAUAAUGGGAUUCAAGAAAUUCCGCAAACCAUCAUUUACAACUCGAAGCUAGAAGUUUUAGAGAUCAGUGGAAAUAAAUUACAGGAAUUCUCUAGCUACAUUUGUACACUUCACCAACUCAUUUACUUGGAUCUGAGCAAGAACGAGCUUCAAGGUGUCCCAUCAAAUGUGUCCGCCAUGACGUCCUUGUGCGAUCUUCUUCUCCAUUGUAAUAACUUGAUAAGUUUUCCUCUUGAACUGUGCAGCUUGCAAAAUCUUCAGAGACUCAACCUGUCGGGAAAUCACAUUCAGUCUCUACCUGCGCAGAUCUGUCAAAUGGAGUCACUGAAGGAGCUGGACCUUUCCAACAAUGAUUUCAGAGUUUUCCCAAGAGAAGUGUGCCGUGUUCUGUCCCUGGAAACUCUACAUAUCCGGCAUGGCAGUGGCAUGAAGAUUGCAGAUUUUCCUGGAGAAUUAUGUACAAUGAAUAAUCUAAAGAACCUUGAUAUUUCUGACAACGCUAUAAGAUCCAUUCCAGAAAGCAUUGGAGGAAUGAAAAAUCUUGUCAACAUUACAGCUUCUAAUAAUCAGCUAUCCUGUCUUCCUGCAUCUGUUUCUGUGAUGGAGGGACUCCAGCACAUUAAACUGAAUGGCAACAAGCUGACAUCAUUGCCUGGUGACAUCCAUCGUCUGAAGAAUCUGACGGAGAUAAGUCUUGAUGGCAAUCCCAUGAUGAAACCCCCGCGCCUUGUGUGUGAAGGAAAACAACUGUAUCCCAUUGGGCGUUAUCUACAGGCAGCUGACCUUAUAGAAGACAGGAUCAUGCAAAAAAUCUUCAAAUUAGUCUCUCGUAAGGUGUUCAUGGAAGAUUUUACAUUUUUCUGCAAGAAACUUCGGGUUGAUGAUGAAGACGUCAAAGCUAUAGUAAAGAAUCGAGCGCUACAGUAUCCGGAGAAAAUCCUGCAAGUGUUAAACCUAUGGAGGGAACAAAUACAAGCGGAUAUGGGCCCUGCCGCCAUUACUGAGCAGCUGAUUCGAGUCCUGGUGAUGGCAGAUCUACAUGAAAUUGCCCUAAAAGCCAAGAUGUUAAAGCUUUCUGUAAAAGCAAUAAAAAUCUAAUGUCUCAUCACCGGUCUGUAC
Molecule: messenger RNA, 2634 nt
Organism: Hyla sarda
Lineage: Eukaryota; Metazoa; Chordata; Amphibia; Anura; Hylidae
Gene: LRRD1
Product: leucine rich repeats and death domain containing 1
Exons: 6
Coding region: 340-2613 (757 amino acids)
Molecular function (GO): protein binding
Source: RefSeq, a predicted model, not a curated record